AUGUGGAGAGUUUUGGGGAGGACAUGGAACAUACAAGACGUAUUCACAUUGGCUGUGAUUUUGGCCUUGCAUUCUCUUUGUGCAUUUGCGCCCUUUCAUUUCAAUUGGCCUGCAUUUUGGGUGGCCGUCACUUUGUACGUUGUGACGGCUUUAGGACUCACACUAUGCUACCAUAGAAGUCUUACCCAUAGAGGUUUGAGGCUUCCAAAAUGGCUCGAGUACCUCUUUGCCUAUUGUGGUGUUCUGUCACUUCAGGGUAGCCCGAUUGAAUGGGUGAGUACCCACCGGUACCAUCAUCAGUUUACUGACACAAAGAAGGACCCUCACAGCCCUAUCCAGAGUUUAUGGUUUAGUCACAUGGGUUGGAUGCUUGAUGGCCGUCGUCGUCAGUUUCAAAAGAGGUUUCUUCUUCGUACUAACCUUCUACAUUCAAUUGCUCUUGGAGGUGUACUAAUUGUUGUGGGUGGAUUUCCCUUCUUGGUUUGGGGAGUGGGGGUGAGGACAACAUUUUUACACCACGCCACUUUUCUAGUAAAUUCAGUUGGCCACAUGUGGGGAAACAAAGCAUGGAACUCCGGUGAUACGUCGACGAACAAUUGGUGGCUGGCAAUUAUUGUCUUUGGAGAAGGCUGGCAUAAUAACCACCAUGCUUUUGAAUACUCAGCUCGACAUGGGCUGGAAUGGUGGCAAAUUGAUUUUACUUGGUACACAAUAAGAUUUCUUCAAGCUAUUGGACUGGCAACAGAUGUCAAGGUCCCGACUGAAAUUCAAAAGCAAUGA
Prunus armeniaca (apricot) is the source of this 780-nucleotide messenger RNA. The record is from the annotation of a GenBank genome assembly. NCBI's taxonomy places the organism in Eukaryota, Viridiplantae, Streptophyta, Magnoliopsida, Rosales, Rosaceae.